Molecule: messenger RNA, 2534 nt
Organism: Exaiptasia diaphana
Lineage: Eukaryota; Metazoa; Cnidaria; Anthozoa; Actiniaria; Aiptasiidae
Product: dihydroxyacetone phosphate acyltransferase
Exons: 14
Coding region: 380-2416 (678 amino acids)
Biological process (GO): ether lipid biosynthetic process
Cellular component (GO): mitochondrial membrane; peroxisomal membrane
Molecular function (GO): glycerone-phosphate O-acyltransferase activity
Source: RefSeq, a predicted model, not a curated record
UUUGAACAAAGAAUCAUCAGUUGCACAAUGCCAAGGAUUAUGAACAAAAUAAUAUUUGCCACGUUUGAGGUGCUUCAGACGGCAGUCAAGUAGAAACAAAGCCAAAGAUGUGAAAUUUGGCGGAUUUUUGAGGAGAAGCGUUUUUGUUCAUCGAAGCACAGCUGUUUCGUCCAGUCGAGUUUCAGAGGUCAAAGACUGAUUCUCCAAGCAUUUGUUUAAGAGAAAAAAAAACGAAAAACAAAGGAGAUUUCAUAAACAAACACUCGAUAGCUUGCAGCUCAGAGCGUGUGCAUUGAUUUUUCUCAGCAGAAUUUUAAACAGUGAAACAUUCUCAAAAAACUGCAAGUUACGAAAUAGGUUCCAAUUUUGACAUAGCAAGAUGGAAGAGUUUGACUUAGACAUACUUAAUACUAACGUGUUCAGCGAUCUUAUGUGGAGUAUGAAGUCGUAUAAUCCCAAACGUUACAAAUACUCCGUGCAAAGAAGUCCAGCAGAAAUAAAGCAACAUGUUUUAGAGUCUAGAAGGGUUACACACAUCAUUGAUGAGACUGCAAAAGAACAAGGAAAAACUAUUGGUGAAAUAAAGGACCAGGCUAAAGCCAUUUUGGAUGAAAUGGGACACAAUUACAACAUGAAGACACUUCGAUUUAUGGCUUUCAUCAUGAAGAAGAUUUUGUCAACUCUGCUUAGAAAAGUGCUUGUGAACAAGAAAGGAAUUGAAAGGCUAAGAGAAGCAUCUGUCCAUAAUCCUGUAGUGUUAAUUCCAUGUCAUAGAAGCUAUCUAGACUUUCUUCUUGUGUCAUUCAUCUGUUUUUAUGCUGAUCUUCCAAUACCCUUCGUUGCUGCUGCACAAGACUUUAUGAACAUGAGAGUUGUAAGAAGACUUUUCCGUCGUAGCGGUGCCUUCUUCAUGAGACGAUCAUUUGUAAACGACAAACUCUACUGGGUUAUUUUUGCUGAAUACAUACAGAACCAGCUGCAAAAGGGAGACAAACCACUUGAAUUCUUCAUUGAGGGGACAAGAAGCAGGACUGGAAAGUUUCUCCACCCAAAGCUGGGGUUAUUAUCAAUGGUUGUAGACCUGUAUGCUAAUGCUGGAGUCCCAAAUGUUUUACUUUGUCCUAUUAGCAUUAGUUACGAUAAGGUGGUUGAAGAAUCACUGUUUGCAUAUGAACUGCUCGGUAUCCCAAAGCCAAAGGAAUCCUUGAGAGCUUUGAUAAAAAGUCGAUCAGUUCUUUCUGAAGACUAUGGCAAUAUUUACAUCAACUUUGGUGAGCUAGUUCCUUUGAGUAGCUGCAUUGAGGGGAAACUUGAUAGAAUGGCUACUGCAGCAAUUCCAAGACAUUUGUUGCUUUAUCUCACUGAAGAAGAGAAAGAAGUAGUGAGACAAACUGGAUAUGGUAUCAUCGCUAAGUUACAAUCUACAAUGGUAGUGACCUCCUCAGUCACAGUGUCUUCCAUAAUGUUGCAACAUCAACAGGGAUUGCUGUUUGAUGAAUUAGUUGCCAAAUUUGAGUGGCUUCAACAACUGUUUAAGAUGUUCAGUAUUCCUAUAGCUCCUUCAGAUUAUCCAACUACCAUAGAAGUCAUCAAAGACAGCAUCAACUUUCAAAAAUCAAGUCUUGAGGUAGACUCGUAUGGUGUUGUAAGAAUUAAAGAACCUCAGAGAUCAGACAGCGAGGAGCAUGGCUCAGCCAUUGCACACGCAUCUCGGAAACAACACCAUGUUAUCAGCUCAGUUAAGGAUGUCUUGGAUGAAGCAGCAAUACACUUGCAACUUGCAUACAAGCGCAACACACUGCUGCCAUACUUCUUUGGCAUUGGGAUGGUUUCCAUGGCAAUUAACAAACAGCGUGGCAGUUUAAAACAAUUAGGAAUAUUAACAGAAGACUUCAACUUUCUAUCGGCCCUGCUUAUUCAAGAGGUGUCAGGGCUGGCUGAAUCCCUUCCAAAGGUUUUUCAGCAAACUCUAAACACUUUGCAAGAAAACAAUAUACUGGUMUACAGCAACAACAACUGUCUUGUUGUUCAUCAAGAUUCUUGUUUAGAGUUUGCAGCUGGUCUUUGGGUACCUCUGCUCACUGCUUAUUGGGUUGUAGCUGAAUAUCUUAUCAAGAAUGCAGACAGUGAAGAGAAAUCCAUUGGAGAUGUCCAGAGAGGAGCACAGCAUCUUGCUGCAGAAUAUGUCUUGUCAGGAACAAUUAAUCAAUAUGAAGUCUUGUCAUUGGAAUUGCUCAAAAAUGCCAUUGGUGCUUUUAAAGACAUCAAAGUGAUAACAGUAAUGAAAAGACCAAACACGAAAGUAAUCACUAUUCCUGAUAGAAACGGCCUUCGAAUGAUACACAAUCGAAUUGGUGAAUUUUUGCAUCUGCCGCAAGAUACGAAAUACAUUUCACCGCCGAUGUCAAAACUUUGAAUGAAGAAAUAGAUAUCAAAUUAAUAUCAAUAAUAUUAAUAAUAAUUUUUUAAACUUACUUCCAAUAUUUGGAACAAUUAGCGAUAUAUAAUAAAAAUAAACUAAUAGGUCAUUUUGA